Messenger RNA from Lindgomyces ingoldianus, 573 nucleotides. RefSeq lists its product as uncharacterized. The record is from RefSeq and is a predicted model, not a curated record. The transcript has a single exon. Lineage: Eukaryota; Fungi; Ascomycota; Dothideomycetes; Pleosporales; Lindgomycetaceae. Bases 147 to 473 code for a protein of 108 amino acids.
UGAGAGGGGCGCGUCGAGCGAAAACAACGUGGCUGCGUGUUGUGUUGUUCCCACGGCGAGAUGCAGGUCGAGGUGCAGAAGGGUCGGGAUGAGCAACCUGUGAGAGGAGGCUGGUGGCCUGGGGUAAUCCACCCCACCCUGGAGCGAUGGCUAACAGCGGCCCCCGUUAUCGAUUAACUUGCGACGCGGUCGAGUCUAGGGUCUCCUGUGCUUCUUUCGCAGGUCGGUGGUGUGUUUCAAGAAGUUUGCGCAGGCAGAGCUGCUGUGGUUGUGGCGAAGUGGCUCACACAUGGGCGUCUGCCGUAUGCAUCUGGCUUGCGCUUGGAGGGAUGCAGCUCUGGCGAAGAGCGAGGCGCGUGCACCAAUCGCCGCUGAUAUCCGAGCCAAGCGUCGAAUCCGCCUUGGAGGCGACAGCUGGAGACCGAAGGCGAGACCACGGGAUUGGAAGAUAUUUUGGCGGAGAAGCCGGAUGAUUCAUGGUGUUGAGCUCUGCAACCCAGCGAGAGUAGCCGCAGGUACCAUGCAAAGCCUCCAGGGGUCCACACUUCUUCAGCGGACCAAGUAGCAUCGAAU